This is a messenger RNA of Arvicanthis niloticus (Nile rat), 1109 nucleotides long. It is a transcript of the gene Hikeshi, whose product is annotated as heat shock protein nuclear import factor hikeshi. Gene Ontology annotation, biological process: protein import into nucleus. NCBI's taxonomy places the organism in Eukaryota, Metazoa, Chordata, Mammalia, Rodentia, Muridae. The record is from RefSeq and is a predicted model, not a curated record. Gene Ontology annotation, molecular function: nuclear import signal receptor activity; Hsp70 protein binding. Gene Ontology annotation, cellular component: cytosol; nucleus.
GGAGGAAAUGGGUGUAAGGACCCGGAAGUACUCGUUCCUGAGAGGCGUGCAGGUUGGGAAGGAAGGUUCAGAGGUCGCCGGCCCAGAUGCGUUCCUGUGUUGCUAUGUAGUGGAGGGUCACGUUCCUUCUUGCAGAUUCUGGAAGGUUCUUGAGUUCAAUUAGGACAGUGGCUGCGGAAUUCCUGGUGUCCGGCCUGAGGUGCCCGCUGGCCGAGCAGAGGCGCCGAGGGCGCUGCCAUGUUUGGCUGCCUGGUGGCGGGGAGGCUGGUGCAAACAGCUGCACAGCAAGUGGCAGAGGAUAAAUUUGUUUUUGACUUGCCUGAUUAUGAAAAUAUCAACCAUGUUGUGGUUUUUAUGCUGGGAACAAUCCCGUUUCCUGAGGGGAUGGGAGGAUCUGUCUACUUUUCCUAUCCUGAUUCAAAUGGGGUGCCAGUGUGGCAGCUCCUAGGAUUUGUCACGAAUGGGAAGCCAAGUGCCAUCUUCAAAAUAUCAGGUCUUAAAUCUGGAGAAGGAAGCCAGCAUCCAUUUGGAGCCAUGAAUAUUGUGCGAACCCCAUCUGUUGCCCAGAUUGGAAUUUCGGUGGAAUUGUUGGACAGUCUGGCUCAGCAGACUCCUGUAGGCAGUGCUGCUGUGUCCUCGGUUGACUCCUUUACGCAGUUCACACAGAAGAUGUUGGACAACUUCUACAAUUUUGCUUCAUCGUUUGCUCUCUCUCAGGCCCAAAUGACACCAAAUCCAUCAGAAAUGUUCAUCCCAGCAAAUGUGGUUCUGAAAUGGUAUGAAAACUUUCAAAGACGACUAGCACAGAACCCUCUCUUUUGGAAAACAUAAUUUGAAUAAAAUAAUUUGUCAUGUCAUGUAAAAGAACGAAGUCAAAAGGGUCAUGAAGCCUACCUUUCAAAAAAAAAAAAAAAAACCCUGCUUAGUGACUAUAAGACUUAUAAAAACCCUUAUAAAAAUUAGAAUCACUGAACAAGGAAAGUGUUCGAUAUUAAUUACCUUCUCCCUUACAAGUGUGACAUACUUCUUGGAGGCAAACAUUUUGUACCAGCUGUCAUUCAUUUCUUAAAAUAAAUCCUACUCACAGCAGUAGUAUUUGAAAUACCAUU